Molecule: messenger RNA, 1013 nt
Organism: Magnolia sinica
Lineage: Eukaryota; Viridiplantae; Streptophyta; Magnoliopsida; Magnoliales; Magnoliaceae
Product: chorismate mutase 2-like
Exons: 5
Coding region: 26-871 (281 amino acids)
Biological process (GO): aromatic amino acid biosynthetic process; chorismate metabolic process
Cellular component (GO): cytoplasm
Molecular function (GO): chorismate mutase activity
Source: RefSeq, a predicted model, not a curated record
UCUCUCUGUUUCUGAGGAGAUUUUCAUGGCGAUUCUCAAUCAAUUCCGGAUUUUCUCUGGAAUUCCUUUCUGGGUUUUGAUCUUCACGGUCUGUUCUUGCAGAAUCUGCUCGAGUGCUUUGAAUACAUUCACUCUCGAUUCGGUUAGAGAAGCUCUGAUCAGAGAGGAAGAUACCAUUGUCUUCAGCCUCAUUGAGAGAGCGAAAUUCCCUAGAAAUUCUCUGAUUUACGACGAAUCCAAGCUUCGACUUCCUGGUUUUUGUGGUUCUUUCUUGAAGUUCUUCGUCAAAGACUCGGAGAUUCUUCACGCCAAGGCCGGUAGAUAUCAAAGCCCAGUGGAGCGUCCGUUCUUCUCCAGCAAACUACCAUGGCCGCUAUUGCCUCCUCGCCCGGACCCACAGGUGUUACAUCCUGCAGCUGCUGCCUCUAUUAACGUAAGCAAGACCAUAUUGAACGUGUAUGUCGACAAAGUGCUCCCACUAUUCACUACCAACGGUGAUGAUGGCAACUACGCGGUGACCGCAGCAUCCGAUCUUGCGUGUUUGCAGGCCAUGUCGAGAAGGAUUCAUUAUGGGAUGUUCGUUGCAGAACCCAAAUUCAGAGAUGCCCCACAGGACUAUGGGCCUGCCAUCCGCGCUAAGGACAGGGAUGCUCUGAUGAAGUUGCUGACAUCCGAGAGUGUCGAAGAAUUGAUAAAGAAAAGGGUGAAGAAGAAGGCGAUGAUGUUCGGGCAGGAAGUGGGCCUUGGUGACAAGUCCAAUAAGCCCAAGUACAAGAUCAACCCAUCGGCGGUAUCGCACCUCUAUGGAAAGUGGGUGAUGCCUCUGACUAAGCUCGUCGAGGUCGAGUACCUUCUCCGGCGUCUGGAUUGAGACCAUUCAUUCUUGUCCGACGAUGAUGGGCCCGAAUUCGGGAAUUUACAUUAAUGGGUGGGCUUAAUUGUAUGAAUUCCAUUCUCCACAUUCAUAAUAAAUCAAAUGCCCGUAGCAGAAGUUCGCUGUGGAUUUAAGACUC